AUGAGAAUUGUGAUCUUCUCCAAAAGGUCGGGAUCGAUCGAUCCAUGCGAGGAAACAUCGAUCCUAGGGGAACGAUCGAUCUGUGAAGCUCCUGGUGAAAGCGUUGGAAUCCACAUGAAGUCCCUGCCAAUUUCACGCUCCAUUUGCUCGGUUUUGCUCAUUUUCACCUCUUGUCCUCUUUGUGAUCCGAACUCCACCAAGAACGUCUUUAGAAUUGAAAUGACUCCAAACUCCAUUAGUCUCUCAGAAUUCAAGAUUUUCCAGUACAGACCUUCAACUCCAGUAAUACAAAACAACUACCGCAUUGGUGAUUACUGCAAAGACAAGAGACUCGUGGAGUAUUGUGGAGAUUUAUGUGUUGUUCUUCGUUUAUGUAAGAUAUUCCGCGUGAAGGGAGUUGAUAAAGAGAGGACGGUUGGUUUCAAGGUUUAUAAGAUGGACAAGAAGUUGGUAGAGUGGGUUGAGGUUAGUUCCUUGGGAGACAAGGCAAUCAUUAUGUGUAUGGAGAGUUGUUUAAUGGUCUCAGCCUCCGAGUACUAUGGAUGUUUGGAGAAGGCUAUCUACUUCACUGAUGAUGAUGGAAGAGAUAAACGGAAGGGUGAAGAUAUUGUUAAAGUGUUCAAGCUUGAAGGUGGCAUGAUCGAUUCUUCUUCACAGAGUUUUUUAGAGAUGUUCACUCCUCCCUUUCUCUGA
This is a messenger RNA of Microthlaspi erraticum, 693 nucleotides long. The record is from the annotation of a GenBank genome assembly. Lineage: Eukaryota; Viridiplantae; Streptophyta; Magnoliopsida; Brassicales; Brassicaceae.